Gloeophyllum trabeum ATCC 11539 is the source of this 1734-nucleotide messenger RNA. Its product is annotated as MFS general substrate transporter. Gene Ontology annotation, cellular component: membrane. The transcript has 18 exons. Gene Ontology annotation, molecular function: transmembrane transporter activity. NCBI's taxonomy places the organism in Eukaryota, Fungi, Basidiomycota, Agaricomycetes, Gloeophyllales, Gloeophyllaceae. The coding region runs from base 1 to 1734 and encodes 577 amino acids. Gene Ontology annotation, biological process: transmembrane transport. The record is from RefSeq and is a predicted model, not a curated record.
AUGACGACCUUUCAUCUUGCGGACGACUCGCGACCUCAGUCUGUUACGGUAUCUGAGGAUCUCGACAAAUCUCCGAUAUACUCGACAGCAUCCAUUCGGAAGUCUGUAUCCCUGGUGUCAGAUGAAAAGAGCGUGGUCGACGACUUGUUCAGAUGGAUCGACUGGCUACGCCGAAGGAAGGGGCAAGAUUUGGAUGCCGUUGCGACGAAGCGUUCCGUAUUUGACGACCCAAUCCUGUGCAAGCACUAUUGGCCCAAGCCUGAGUACGAGAAUAUUCAUAGACUUGAUAUCAAAGCGAGAUGGACGUACAGAGAAGAGCAGGCUCUCGUUCGUAAGAUUGACUGGAGAGUGAUGCUUUGGGCAGCCAUCAGCUUCUCAGCCUUGAAUCUGGAUCGGUCCAAUAUAAAUCAGGCCAACUCGGACAACUUCCUCCCCGACCUAGGCUUGACUACGAACGACUUUAAUUUGGGGAAUUCCGUGUUCCGUCUCUCCUUCCUCUGCGCGGAACUACCUUCGCAACUGAUAUCCAAACGUCUCGGCCCAGACCGCUGGAUACCAAUGCAAAUGACUCUGUGGAGCGUCGUGACUAUGUGUCAAUUUUGGCUGACGGGCAGGACAAGCUUCCUGGUAACGCGUGCUCUUCUUGGAGUUCUUCAAGGAGGUUUCAUACCCGACCUGAUAUUGUAUAUGUCGUACUUCUACACGAAGACGGAACUGCCUAUUAGGCUCGCAUUGUUCUGGAUGUCGUCCAAUGCUUGCGCGAUUAUAUCUAGUUUCAUCGCUUUCGGCGUGUUGCAUAUGCGCGGAAUACUUGGGAAGGCCGGCUGGAGAUGGUUAUUCCUCAUAGAAGGGCUGAUUACUUUGAUCAUCGGUGUCCUGACGUUCUUCAUGAUGCCUCCGUCUCCCACGCAGACUAAGACGUGGUACCGUCCCAAUGGAUGGUUCAACGAACGCGAGGAGACGAUCUGUGUUACCCGAGUCUUGCGUGAUGACCCAACCAAGGGUGACAUGCAUAAUCGAGAAGGUCUCACCCUGAAACGCCUUUGGAAAGCUGCCUGCGAUUAUGAUUUGUGGCCGCUGUAUAUUCUCGGAGUCAUGUUCGGCAUUCCGAUUGGACCGCCCGGGACCUAUUUGACUCUGUCUUUGCGCCACAUUGGAUUCAACACUUUCACGACCAACCUGUUGACGAUUCCAUCGCAGGUCCUCGGCAUAAUCACUAUGUUUGCCAUUACGCUGGCAUCCGAGAUUGUCAAUGACCGCUCCAUUGUUGCAAUGAUGGAGGAUGUCUGGGCAUUGCCGUGCCUGGUCGCCUUAUAUUGCCUCCCCGACAACCCAAACCCAUGGGUCUAUUUCGCCAUUGCGACUGUGCUGCUCUCAUACCCUUAUACACAUCCGAUUCAGGUCGCCUGGUGCUCGCGUAAUGCAGGUGCGGUGGCGAGCCGCACGGUCAACGCAUCCUUGUAUAAUAUGUGUGUCCAAGCGUCUGCAGUCAUCUAUUCAUAUAUCUAUCAAGCAGAUGAUGCACCACAAUAUCGCAGAGGCAAUCGGACUCUCAUAAUUAUAUCCGCAAUCAAUCUCGGACUUCUGUACCCAGGCACCAAGCUGUACUAUCUGUGGAGGAACAGGAGUAGAGACCGCAUCUGGAAUAAAAUGACUUCUGAGGAGAAAGCACACUAUCUUGCGACUACGACGGAUGUCGGAAACCGCAGACUCGAUUUCAGGUUUGCCCAUUAA